Molecule: messenger RNA, 2544 nt
Organism: Euleptes europaea (tarantolino)
Lineage: Eukaryota; Metazoa; Chordata; Lepidosauria; Squamata; Sphaerodactylidae
Gene: TBC1D10B
Product: TBC1 domain family member 10B
Exons: 9
Coding region: 1-2418 (805 amino acids)
Source: RefSeq, a predicted model, not a curated record
AUGGAGACGGGCUCUGGGGACCCCCCGUCGCCCCCUCCUCGGUACAAUUCCCCCCGCUCGAUGCUCCAUGCUCUGAAGGGGCAGGGCUCAGCUCCUGUGGCAUCGGCGGAAUCUGUGGGCACCUUGCCCACUUCGCCCGUGGCAGCAGCGGCCGGCUUGGUAACAAUGGAACCCACAGAAGCGACCAUUCCCACAAGCGCAAAGACAGAACUAUCAUGCGUGUCCACAGAGACCACAUCGACCGUGAUGACCAUAGAGAUGUCUCUCGUGGCCAGGGGUACUGGUGAUGUGGCGUCUCUUGUACAGGUGGCAUCUGAUGCUGGAGAGGCAGCUAUGGACGGGAUUCCAGUGGAGGAUGCAUCUUCGGCAGUGACGGUACCGGUGGUGAAUUCAGAGGCUCCCGGGCCCACUGUGGCGACGGUCAACGGGACGUCAGUGGCAUCAUCACCUCAGGACAGAAUGAGGUCAUCAGCUGGGGCUUUGCCCACGGAGGCCAAGGUGAAGCCCCUCCCGGUCCCACCAAUGUCACCGACAGUGGUCGUGGUAGCGCCGAGCCCCGGCUCGCCGCCGGAAAAGACUUCGCCUGUUGGCCCAGGGGGCUCAGAACCUUAUGAUCUGUCCUCUUCACAACCACCCCAAGACCUGGGUUUCCAGCCCAGCCUGGGCACUCCAUCACCCAAGGCUCCUCCUGCUCCCGACACCAUGAGCUACCUGGAGUCUGUCAGUCUUAUGUCCGGUACCAUGGAGUCCUUGACCGGCCCUGGAUAUCCUGAUGAUGCCAGCUCUCUGGGUUCUGAUUCUGAAAUCAAUGGCGUGGCGUGCCGUAAGACCGACAGAUACGGCUUCCUUGGGGGCAGCCAGUUUUCUGAUGCGGUCGAGAGCACCAUCCCUGUGGAUGUGGGCAGGCAACGGGAACUGAAGUGGCUGGAUAUGUUGUGCAACUGGGACAAAUGGCUGUCGCGCAGAUUCCAGAAGGUGAAAUUGCGUUGCCGGAAGGGGAUUCCUUCUUCCCUCCGUGGCAAAGCAUGGCAGCUUCUCUCAAACAGCAAGGAACUCCUGGAUCAAAAUCAGGGGAAAUUUGAGGAAUUGGAGCGCCAAGCUGGAGACCCCAAGUGGCUUGAUGUGAUUGAGAAAGACCUCCACCGGCAGUUCCCAUUACAUGAGCUGUUUGUCGAUCGGGGAGGCCACGGGCAGCAGGACCUCUUCCGCAUCCUGAAAGCCUACACGAUCUACAGGCCGGAGGAAGGCUACUGCCAAGCCCAGGCACCCGUCGCUGCAGUUUUGCUGAUGAAUAUGCCCGCAGAGCAUGCUUUCUGGUGUCUGGUGCAAAUCUGUGACAAAUAUCUCCCUGGGUACUACAGUGCCGGACUGGAGGCAAUCCAGCUGGACGGGGAGAUCUUCUUUGCUCUCUUACGGCGGGUGUCCCCCCUCGCCUACCGCCACCUGAAGAGGUACAAGAUUGACCCCAUCUUGUAUAUGACCGAGUGGUUCAUGUGCAUCUUCUCCCGGACCUUGCCCUGGUGCUCCGUGUUGCGCGUUUGGGACAUGUUCUUUUGUGAAGGGGUGAAGAUAAUCUUCCGAGUGGGCCUGGUGCUGCUGCGGAACACUCUGGGCUCAGUAGACAAGCUGCGCUCGUGCCAGGGCAUGUACGAGACGAUGGAGAAGCUGCGGAACCUGCCAGUCCAGACUAUGCAAGAGGACUACCUGGUCCAUGAGGUGACGAAUCUCCCGGUGACCGAAGCCCUCAUAGAACGAGAGAACGGCACCCAGCUGAAGAAGUGGCGGGAGACGCGGGGUGAGCUCCAGUAUAAGCCCUCCCGGCGGCUCCACGGCUCACGAGCCAUCCUCGAGGAGCGCCACCGCAUGAACCCGCCCCUCUCGGGCAGCAGCAGCCUCUUGAGCCUCACAAGCCUGAAGCAAAGGGUCACUUACAGCAGCAUAAGCGGCCCCUCCUUCUCCCCGGCGCACUCCGUGGGCACCUUGGCGGUGUCCGUGGCUCCCUCUCCGGCCCCUCCGGCAGCCCAAAGCCAGGUGGUGGUUUCUGAAGGGCUCCACCCGGCCUUGCCCUCCCCAACAGGGAACAACAUGCCCCUCGGUGGCCCCAAGACGUUCGGGGGCAGCAACAAAGAGGAGAAGCGGAAAGAGAAGGAGCGGGAAAAGCAAGAGAGGCUGGAGAAGGAGAAGCAAAAGCAGGAGAGGGAGCGCGAGCGGAAGUUGCAGAAGGAGCGGGAGAGGCAGGAGAAAGAGCGGGAGAGGAAGCAGCAAAAGGAGCGAGCCAAAGAGGAAGCCCGGCUGAAGAAGGAACGGAAACUGUCGCUGAGGAAAAAGGAACCCAAAUCGGCUCCUCCGCCGCCCAGCGAAGAAGGAAAAGAUGGGGAAGCUCCAACGGCGUCCGUGCUGCAAGACACGUACUUUUGAGGAGGGAUAGGGGGCAGCACAUUCCCCAGGUACUCCCUCCCUUCAGCCAAGGACCAAGAUGGUGGCCAACACCAGGGACACUCUUAUUGUGGUAGGGGGACCCAGAAGACAGGAGGAGGAGGUGUG